GUCAUGCAGCAGAUGGCUUCGACUGGCGGAAUGUACAAGGAGAUGGUGUUCGACACUUACCAUAUCUUCGACCCCUACGAUGACGGCAUCGAUGUCAAGGAGCUGCAGCAGGCAGCCAAUCAGUAUGGCAUCACGUCCCUCCAAGGGCAGAAGGCUGUUAUGCUCAUGAAGAAGUACAACACUGACAACAAGGGUGGCAUCGACAUCCACGAGUAUGAGGGCCUUGUGACGGAUCCCUCCCUUCCAGGCUUGAUGACGACGAUCCUCCGUACUUACUCGAACCGGCUUGCUUCCGUCGGCUCCGAGCUGAAAGUGGUGAAGCUGCGUGCGGAGGUGGCAACUGCAGUGGUGGAUUAUUUGACCCUUGUGGCCAGCAAGAACCUCACGAAGGUUGGUUGGGUGACGAGCCGUCUCGUCAGCGGCGAACUCCCGCUGGAGUUCACCGCCGAUGUUUUCUAUGAGUUGUACAAAGCCAACACGGAUUCCAACAACAUGUCGCCCAUCGAUGUGGGAUCUCUUAUCAUCAACUACACCUUGCACGAAAACCCGACUCAGGUCAUUGCUGCAGUGGACCUGAUUGCUGACCCUGCCUUCUUCGCGGGAGAGGGCUUCGAUAUCACCAUCGCAGAUGAAACUGUGAGCCAGGUAGUCUCCUGGAUUGAGAUGUCCGACUGGGGCAAGGCGGCGCUACUGAAGCUAGCGAAGGUGAAGCCCAGCAACGGCCAGACUUUUGCAGAGGCCUACGACGAGGAGGUGAAGGCACGGGAAGUGAAGUACUCGACAGCAAACGGCCUUGGCUCCCCGGAAGCCAACGGCUAUCACACCCAAGCCGCGCAAACGCUGAGGAACGUUCUCCUGGGUGGCCCGGCU
Molecule: messenger RNA, 870 nt
Organism: Symbiodinium necroappetens
Lineage: Eukaryota; Dinophyceae; Suessiales; Symbiodiniaceae
Source: the annotation of a GenBank genome assembly